Triticum aestivum (bread wheat) is the source of this 603-nucleotide messenger RNA. Its product is annotated as cysteine proteinase inhibitor 8-like. The record is from RefSeq and is a predicted model, not a curated record. The transcript has a single exon. NCBI's taxonomy places the organism in Eukaryota, Viridiplantae, Streptophyta, Magnoliopsida, Poales, Poaceae. Gene Ontology annotation, molecular function: cysteine-type endopeptidase inhibitor activity. Bases 191 to 571 code for a protein of 126 amino acids.
CGUGUGUUGUCCUGCCUAACGGAUUAAUUAGUGCAUGCCAUAUAUCUAGGCAAUCAUAAUAUUUGCCAUACAUACAGACAUGAAAGGCGAGUGAUUGAUAUUGAUCUGAGUAUAUAAACAAACAAUCUACUCGUUCACCUCGAUCUACUCCAACCACGACCAGUCCACCACCACCACCGACACCAAUUCGAUGACCACGACGACCAGCAAGCGGAGACAGGCCAUGGCGACCUGCAGCCAUCUGCUCCUGGCGCUCGUCGUCGUUGCCGCCGCCGUUGAUUCCACCGCGGCGUUCGAUCAGGAUCACACGCCGUUCAAGCCGAUCCCGGACCUCUCCGUCCCGCGCAUCCAGGAGCUCGGCCGAUGGGCCGUGCAGCAGCACAAUGAUCAGACGGGCGACCGCCUGACGUUCACCAGAGUGAACGGCGGGCAGUUCCAGAUUGUGGCGCCGGCGCUCAACUACCUGCUUGACAUUGACGCGACCAACGUCCACGGCACGGCCAGCACGCACACCGCCCUCAUCUUCGUGCAGUACUGGACCAACACGCAACGGCUCGACUCUUUCAACUGAUCCAACCAGUGACAUAUGUACCGAUCGCGCUG